Cutaneotrichosporon cavernicola is the source of this 495-nucleotide messenger RNA. RefSeq lists its product as uncharacterized. The transcript has 3 exons. Gene Ontology annotation, cellular component: endomembrane system; membrane. The record is from RefSeq and is a predicted model, not a curated record. Lineage: Eukaryota; Fungi; Basidiomycota; Tremellomycetes; Trichosporonales; Trichosporonaceae. Bases 1 to 495 code for a protein of 164 amino acids.
AUGUCCGAGUCCGAAGGUGAGCGCCGCGAGCUCGCGGCUCGAUCUGGCCCCGGCGUCGUGCUCAAGGUCAUCCUCGCCCUCGCCAUCGCUGGGGCCGCAUUGAUCGCAUACAUCUCCACCGGAGAACGCAGCUUCUCAAUGAAAGCACUGAGCGCGUACGACGGCAGUAAUGAGGCGCUGCCCGUGUACAUCUCAAUCAACGGGGUGGUGUACGACGUAUCCGCCAAUCGCAGGGUGUACGGGAAAGGCGGGAGCUACAAUAUGAUGGCCGGCCGCGAUGCUUCGCGCUCGUUCAUCACGGGCUGCUUCGAGACCCACCUGACCCACGACCUGCGCGGGAUGACCGACAAGGAGCUCGAAUCGCUCGAGACAUGGAAGAACUUCUUCAAGGACAGCCCCAAGUACCCGCGCGUCGGCGUCGCCAAGCUCCCGCCCAUUGAUCCGAACUCGGCCAUUCCCGAGCCGUGUGCAGACCCCAAGUCCGCGCACAAGUGA